Molecule: messenger RNA, 3384 nt
Organism: Diatraea saccharalis (sugarcane borer)
Lineage: Eukaryota; Metazoa; Arthropoda; Insecta; Lepidoptera; Crambidae
Source: the annotation of a GenBank genome assembly
AUGUCCGGAAAGGCCAUACGCGGAAGCGCCUUUGCGUUUCUCGCUAUGGCGGUAGUCUCCCAUGCACUUACCAUGGAUGAAGAUGCAACGAACCAUCUCGUGGAUGCAGCAACAUCGGCUAUAGAUGGUGGCGAAGUCGCUAUCCUGAUUAGAGGCCCCCAUGGAAGAAACAUUAAAAGGGAAGAACUACUUCACGUGAAUGGCGCAGAAGAUAGUUCUAUCUCACUUUAUUAUUACAGGAAGAGUAAUAAGGUUUCUUUGGAGAGUCUCCACGGUGGCAGUUUGAGAUCGGUAUCAUGGGGUCUCGGUACUCAUGCCAGAACCACUCUUCUUCUGGUGGUGACAUCUGAUAGAGUCAAGUUGUUCGUGGGAUGUCACGCUCUCCACUCGCACGUCAUGCACAAUAAACAUGAUCUGCUAACAUUGCUAAGCAAUCAUAAGCUUAAACUUUACCAUGAAGAGAAUGCGCCGGUAGAAAUUUUCGGUGAUGAGCAAGCAGCUUUGGAUUCAUUAAACUGCAACCCCGAAAUAAGACCUCCUACAGUACUCUCCGAUGAUGACGUCGAAGAAGUGAAAGAUUUUGUAGAGAAAGAUGCUAGAAGAAAGAGAGAAGAAAUGCAGGGCGAUGAUGCUAGAGGUUAUAUUGACUAUAAUGGAAUAUUACCGACACCAGCUACACAACGGGGAGAUAUUCCGCCAAAUGCCAUCGAAACUUGCGAUGAUGAAGUGAUCCGACAUUUGCAGCAGUUGUCAGUCCGUAUCGAGCAGCUACACCGAGUGGUGGCUGAUCAGCGUGGCACUAUAGAAGCUCUGCGCGGUCAGCUGCGUCAAUGCUGCACCCGACCGCAGCCAGAGCGAUGCACCUCCUCUACCUGCUACCCGGGCGUGGAAUGCCGUAAUACCGCAUCAGGACCUGAAUGUGACUCCUGUCCGUCUGGAAUGACUGGUGACGGUAGACGGUGUCAAUCCAUCACUUGCAACCGGAAACCAUGUAGUAAAGGUGAAUACUGCACUGACACUGAUCGAGGUUACCGCUGCAGCAGGUGUCCGAACGGCCAGAGUAGCGACGGAGAGACCUGCAUCUCAGCAUGCAGUGCCAAUCCUUGUUUCGGAGGACGCGUAAGUUGUCAAGAUCUGCCCAACGGAAGCUACCAAUGCGGAGCAUGCCCGUCAGGUUACACCGGCAACGGUGAACAGUGCUACAAAAUUACAUGCAAUCAAAUUUCAUGUUAUCAAGGAGUGGAAUGUCAUGUGACUUCAUCUGGACCUCGCUGUGGGUCCUGUCCUCAAGGUUACUCCGGGGAUGGAAUACGGUGCCAACACGUAUGUGACACGCAUCGCCCCUGCAACAAUAGACCCUGCAGACCGAAGAACACUAGCCCCUUUUACGAAUGCGAAGGAUGCCCUAGGGGAUACGAAUGGAAUGGUUAUGCAUGCGUGGACAUGGACGAGUGCGAUCUGAUCAGGCCAUGUGAUGACUUGGUGUCGUGCCGGAACGAGGACGGUGGGUUCACGUGCGGGCCGUGUCCGGUGGGGUACGAAGGCGGACAAGGUUGGCGAGGCUCCGGACGGGAACCGAGGAGGGAGACAUGCGUCGACAUAGAUGAGUGCGCUGAAGGCAGGGCCAGUUGUCCACGUGGAAGAUUGUGCGUCAAUACACCAGGCUCGUAUAUAUGUGUGCCAUGCGGCGGCAACUACUACGUAAACACAACAAGGCCGUGCUUUGAUUUCGACGAGGCUGAAGCAUUGACUCAGCGCUGUGACCCCGCCUACUGUAAACGGUUCAACGCUGUUUGCAGCUACGGAUAUAAGUGCGUCUGUGCGACUGGUUACGCUGGAAAUGGUACAGUCUGUGGUCCCGACACUGAUCAUGAUGGCUAUCCUGAUCACAAGCUGAGUUGUUCUGAACCUCGCUGCAAUGCGGACAAUUGCCCUUUGGUUUCCAACUCUGGACAAGAAGAUGCGGACGGCGAUGGUCAAGGUGAUUCUUGCGAUCCUGAUGCUGAUGGUGAUGGAAUCCCUAAUCACCCGGAUAAUUGCCCCCUCGUGGCUAAUGCAGAUCAAUUAGAUAGAGACGAGGACCAGAGUGAUAAACGAGGGGAUGUGUGUGAUAACUGUCCAAAGAGAUAUAACCCUGAGCAGGAGGACACUGAUAAUGAUGGCAUGGGAGAUGCUUGCGACCCAGAUAUAGACAACGAUGGUAUACGCAAUGAGGAAGAUAACUGCCCACGAGUGUAUAAUCCCCGGCAAGAGGAUACUGAUGGUGAUCGUACAGGCGAUGUGUGUGACAACUGUCCCCGUGUACGUAAUCCCACGCAGGAUGACGCUGAUAGAGAUGGAGUAGGUGAUGCUUGCGAUAGCGACGUGGAUCGCGAUCAGGACGGUAUUCAAGAUGGCCUGGACAAUUGUCCUUACAUCCCUAACAGUGACCAACUGGACGUGGAUAACGAUGGCAAAGGAGACGCGUGUGAUGAUGACGAUGAUGGUGAUGGAAUCAAUGAUGAUGAGGAUAACUGUCCAAUCGUCGCUAAUAGAGACCAGAGAGACAGCAAUAGGGACGGUGUCGGUGAUGCUUGUGAUAAUGACAACGACGGUGAUAAGGUGAUCAAUGAAUUAGACAAUUGCCCCAAUAAUUCGCUGAUACAUCGCACCGAUUUCAGGAAAUAUAUGACAGUUCGACUAGACCCUGAAGGCGAGUCCCAACAAGACCCCAACUGGUCAGUGGCCAACGAAGGAGCGGAGAUUCUGCAGACCCUCAACUCAGACCCCGGUCUAGCUGUCGGUUUUGAGUACUUCGGCGGAGUAGACUUCGAGGGGACACUGUUCGUGGACACUCAGAUCGACGACGACUACGUCGGUUUCAUAUUUGGGUAUCAGAAUAACAAGCGAUUCUAUGUUGUGAUGUGGAAGAAGAAUCCUCAGACUUAUUGGCAGACGACGCCGUUCCGCGCGGUCGCUGAACCUGGUAUACAACUCAAACUAGUCAACUCUAAAACCGGUCCUGGGAAGACCCUCAGGAACGCCCUGUGGAACACAGAAUCUACACCAGAUCAGGUGACAUUACUAUGGAAGGAUCCUAGAAACGUAGGCUGGCGUGAGAAGACCGCUUACAGAUGGCGUUUACUGCAUCGCCCGAAGAUAGGCCUCAUUCGUCUUAAAAUAUACGAGAACACUCGUCUGGUAGCUGAUUCUGGAAAUAUUUACGAUACAACGCUCAAAGGCGGCCGGCUUGGCGUCUUCUGCUUCUCACAGGAGAUGAUCAUCUGGUCUAAUCUGGUCUACCGUUGUAAUGAUAAAAUUCCUUCAAACAUAAUAUCGGAAUUAUCACCACGCUUACUUAAAGAGAAGAAGCCCGAAAUAGACCACGAGUUCUAUUAUCAAUAG